This is a messenger RNA of Lineus longissimus, 1554 nucleotides long. Its product is annotated as glycine receptor subunit alpha-2-like. The record is from RefSeq and is a predicted model, not a curated record. The coding region runs from base 1 to 1554 and encodes 517 amino acids. The transcript is spliced from 11 exons. Gene Ontology annotation, biological process: regulation of membrane potential; nervous system process; signal transduction. Gene Ontology annotation, molecular function: transmembrane signaling receptor activity; excitatory extracellular ligand-gated monoatomic ion channel activity; transmitter-gated monoatomic ion channel activity involved in regulation of postsynaptic membrane potential. NCBI's taxonomy places the organism in Eukaryota, Metazoa, Nemertea, Pilidiophora, Heteronemertea, Lineidae. Gene Ontology annotation, cellular component: neuron projection; synapse; plasma membrane.
AUGUCGAUUGCCAAGUUCACAGUCUUAUUACCGAGGUUUUUCCCAUCAAAAUCUAAGAAUAUCUUAAUCGUGAAAGAAAAAGGUUUUGAACUCUGCAGAUUGGUUAAUUCUGUACCAGGUCGUUCACCAAGUCAGUGGUUGACCCCAUUUUAUACGCCUGGACCCCGGAGCCGGCUUGAUACGGCACCUUACCGGCUUGACACGCAUAUCGGCGGCGAGGUAUUCUGGAAGGGCUUAGAAUCGACCUUAUCAACCAUGACGAAUGGGUGGUUGAUUAUUUUUUGGCUGGGUGCAAGCACCACACAGCUUUGCCACGGGUUCGCCCACAUAACCAAGGCUCUUCGCAAACGAGACUAUGAUAAAUACGAGCACCCGACGAAGGAGGAAGGUACCGCCACUUCUGUCCAAGUCGGGAUCUACAUUCACUCUAUCGGUGAUAUUGAUGAGAAGAAUAUGCAACUAGUUUUGGACAUCUAUCUCCGACAAGAGUGGUUUGAUGAGAGACUGCGGGGUUUGACCAGAAAGCAGCAGUCACUGCACGGGGAUGUGAUCGAUGAUUUCUGGCUGCCCGACCCCUACCUUCCUGCUGCUAAAAGGGUGACCAUGCACGAAGUGAUGACCAAGUCGCGGUCGCUACACGUUGAGCCAAGUGGGCAAGUCAAGCUUAAUGUGAGACUUAUCUUGGAGCUUAGCUGCCACAUGAACUUUGUGUCCUAUCCAUUCGAUGACCAAUUGUGUCCUGUUACAAUCGAAAGCUAUUCGUUGACGUCAUCAGAACUUGUGUACAUGUGGUCGAAAAGUUCCCCAAUCGCCUACAAUGAGGCGAUGGUCAUCCCCAAGUUUGAGUUGAGUGGCCUCCCUACAGCAUCAAACUACAGUGAUGAUGAUGUCUUCAGAUCGGCUGGGGGCAGUACUGUCAGUGGUAUUCGGAUGGAUAUCCGCAUCCACAGAGAACUGGCGUACUACCUCGCCCAGAUCUACUUCCCGAGUGCCCUGGUGGUCAUCCUGUCUUGGGUGUCGUUCAUCAUCAGCGUUGAGGCAGUCCCUGCUAGGGUUACCAUUGGAUUGCUCUCAAUACUUACGAUUACGACACAGAAUAUGAAUGCGAAUAAAGCUAUGCCACAGGUGUCUUAUAUCAAAGCCUUGGACAUCUGGCUGACUGUCUGCCUGGCUUUUGUCAUCUUUGCCUUCCUUGAGUUUGCUCUCGUCUCAAGUAUCUUAAAGAAACAUCAACGAGAUCUAAAGAAAAUCAAGAAUCCGAGCCCGGAUAGAAAUAAGAAUGCCGUUCCGGGUCCCGAGAGCUUCGAACUUGUUGAGAGAGCACGUUUGGGUUGGAGUAAUCAUGGCGGAACCGGGAAAGUAGUUCCUCCCAAACACGCGGAGGAAGAGGAACUCAUGGAGAAGACCAGCAAACCAUCACAUGCCGAACCACACUACGAUCGUGCUGACAAUCUAUCAAGGAUUAUUUUCCCUGUUACAUUCCUCAUUUUCACCAUUGUCUACUGGGUGACGUUUCUGAAUGUUGGUGGCGCUGAAAAUCAGCAGUCGGAGUGA